AUGCAGUUUUAUUGGGUCCGCCUGGUUCCGGAAAAGGGACACAAGUAAGAGCUCGCAUUGAAAGUGAUAGUUGAUUUAACUUAAACCGGGUUGCGUUCAUCAUUUGAUUACAUAAUUUAAUUUAAGUUAAAUUUUAAUACAGUCAAUAAUGGUUUAAUAUGGGUACAGAGGAUGUUCUCGAGAUUAAGAAUUAGAUCAACCUAUUUAACAAACGGUUAUGUAAAUUUUAUUCCAUCCCCGGUUUCAUGGUUACCCCCCUCAUUCGAAAGGCUCCAAUACUAAAAGAAAAGUUUUGUGUAUGCCAUUUGUCAACUGGCGAUAUGCUUCGAGCUGAAAUAUCUUCGGGGUCCAAAUUAGGAACAGAAUUAAAAAAGGUAAUGGAUGAGGGGAAGCUAGUUUCCGAUGAUCUAGUUGUGGAUAUGAUUGACAGCAAUUUAGAUAAGCCAGAGUGUCGAAAUGGAUUUCUCUUGGACGGUUUUCCCCGUACCGUUAUUCAAGCACAAAAGCUCGAUGACCUACUUGCCAAGAGAAAUACAAAUCUCGAUGCCGUAGUUGAAUUCUCUAUAGAUGAUAGUUUGCUAGUACGAAGAAUAACGGGGCGAUUAAUUCACCCUUCAAGUGGCCGAUCAUAUCACGAAGAAUUCGCUCCACCGAAAAACAAAAUGCGUGACGAUGUAACUGGUGAACCUCUAGUACGACGCAGUGACGAUAAUGCCGAAGCCUUAAAAAAACGAUUGGAAGCAUAUCAUAAGCAAACCAAACCAUUGGUUGACUACUACGCAGUAAGAGGUCUACAUUUUAAAAUUGAUGCAGCACAAAAGGCCAAUGAUGUGUUUUCACGCAUUGACAACAUAUUCACAAAUCAACGUAGAUCAAGAGAGUCUUUAUGAAAUGAGUUAACAAAGUCUUAACAAAUCCAAAAUAACAAUUUUUGUAAUAACGUUAGCUGUAAGUAAAUGUACAAAGGUUUAAAUUAAAAAAUAAAGCUCUUAAAACAAGUUUUGCUCAAACGGAAAAUAA
Messenger RNA from Bactrocera dorsalis (oriental fruit fly), 1020 nucleotides. RefSeq names its product adenylate kinase (gene Ak2). NCBI's taxonomy places the organism in Eukaryota, Metazoa, Arthropoda, Insecta, Diptera, Tephritidae. The record is from RefSeq and is a predicted model, not a curated record. Gene Ontology annotation, molecular function: AMP kinase activity; ATP binding. Gene Ontology annotation, biological process: ADP biosynthetic process. The transcript is spliced from 5 exons. Gene Ontology annotation, cellular component: mitochondrion; cytoplasm. Bases 246 to 890 code for a protein of 214 amino acids.